GCCGGAAGUAGUGAUUGCUAGCGGGGGGGAUACCUUCGCUCAGCAUGGCGGCGAUUCCCCCAGACACCUGGCAGCCGCCCAACGUCUACCUGGAGACUAGCAUGGGAGUCAUUGUCCUGGAGCUAUACUGGAAGCAUGCGCCCAAGACCUGCAAGAACUUCGCGGAGCUGGCUCGGCGGGGCUACUACAAUGGCACCAAGUUCCACAGGAUCAUCAAGGACUUCAUGAUCCAAGGCGGCGACCCGACAGGCACAGGUCGAGGUGGCGCAUCUAUUUAUGGCAAACAGUUUGAAGAUGAGCUUCAUCCAGACCUGAAGUUCACUGGGGCUGGGAUUCUCGCCAUGGCCAACGCAGGACCAGACACCAAUGGCAGCCAGUUCUUUGUGACCCUGGCCCCCACGCAAUGGCUGGACGGCAAGCAUACUAUUUUUGGCCGAGUGUGCCAGGGUAUAGGGAUGGUGAAUCGAGUGGGCAUGGUGGAAACAAACUCCCAGGACCGUCCUGUGGACGACGUGAAGAUUCUUAAGGCGUACCCCUCUGGAUAGGUGGGAUGCUGUCCCCAGCACUCCCAGGCCCCCGGGAGCUGGUUUCCGGAUGACGUAGGGUGCUGUGUGAUUCUGCGUCAUGCAUACCUACUCCGAAGCAGAGGGGUCGUCUCUGGGGACGUUUGUAUUCUGGCCGACAGUCACAGACUUGAAAAGCGGGCCGCGUUGAUGAGCGCACUAGCUGCGCACCCCCUGUUCACAGCCCCGUUCAGCCUCCAGCGUGAGUUCUUCCAGGAAUAUGCACAGCUCACUCGCUCUUCCCUCUGAGCCUGAGCAUCAAUACUGCUGCUUCUGACACUACACAUCCCACGCAAAGCCAUAUUGAAUUGUUGCCAAAUGAAAAAUGCAUCCAACAGUCAAGUGCUGAGAAGGUGUCAAGUGGGGAUGAUAAUGUGUAAUGAUUGGGCAAUGAAUCUCUGAGAGGAAGCAGGAAGGAGCCUUGGCCAUUUUUCCCCGGGGAGGGAUGGGAGUCUAGUGAGCACAAGGCCGUCACAGGCUUCCCACAGGAAGUGACAUGCUUUAGGGCUUUAGAGAAAAUAGGUAAGAGGUUUUUGUGCAUGAUGUCCUUGGUUUUUUUUUUACUAUUUGGAUUUCAAGGGAGUGGGGCAAGAAGGGUGUUAAUACCUAUGUAAUACAUAGAAACUUACAGAAUAAACCACCAUGGUGGUUG
Molecule: messenger RNA, 1215 nt
Organism: Mus musculus (house mouse)
Lineage: Eukaryota; Metazoa; Chordata; Mammalia; Rodentia; Muridae
Gene: Ppil1
Product: peptidylprolyl isomerase (cyclophilin)-like 1
Exons: 4
Coding region: 45-545 (166 amino acids)
Biological process (GO): embryonic brain development; protein folding; mRNA splicing, via spliceosome
Cellular component (GO): catalytic step 2 spliceosome; U2-type catalytic step 2 spliceosome; post-spliceosomal complex
Molecular function (GO): disordered domain specific binding; peptidyl-prolyl cis-trans isomerase activity
Source: RefSeq, marked provisional